Molecule: messenger RNA, 2788 nt
Organism: Plectropomus leopardus (leopard coralgrouper)
Lineage: Eukaryota; Metazoa; Chordata; Actinopteri; Perciformes; Serranidae
Gene: ubac2
Product: UBA domain containing 2
Molecular function (GO): protein binding; serine-type endopeptidase activity
Source: RefSeq, a predicted model, not a curated record
GCUCCUGCAGCAGAUCCCCUUCCUCUUGUCUCUUUCUCUUAACAGCCACAGCAUGGACCCUCUCUCCAACUUUAUCUCGGUGUUUUCGUGUUAGUUUCCGGUUGCCUUUGGAUUUACGGCCUUUGUCUGGAUUCCUUAACUCACCUGGACACCAUGUUUACCACCACCGGCUCUCGGGGCCUGUACAAGGCUCCUCUGUCUAAAGGCCUCCUGCUGGUUCUCAAUGGGCUGACUGUGAUGCUCACCCUGCUGCCACAGUACCAGGAACUGUUCGUGUACAACCUGCAGGCUGUCACACAGCAGCACCAGGUGUGGAGGUUGUUGUGCGGCAGGCUGGUUUGUCUCGACGUAAAGGACUCCUUCUGUAGCAGCCUGCUCAUCUACAACUUCCGUAUCUUUGAGAGGAGGUUUGGCACCAGGAAAUUUGCUUCCUUCCUGUUGGGCAUUUGGUGUCUCUCCGCGCUGAUGGACUUCCUGCUGGCUCAGGCUUUCCAGUAUCUGUUUGACUAUGAGGUGGAGGAACUGCCUGCAGGACUGCUUGCUCCAGUCUUCUCUCUGUUUGUGCCUUUCUACCGGUUGAUCCCCAGAAUGCCGGUCACCCAGGUCCUGGGUCACAUCCACAUCACCAACAAGUCUCUCGUCUACAUCGUAGGCUUGCAGCUGUUGACUUCCAGUCCCUUCAUGUGGCUCCUUGCACUCAGUGGACUGAUCUCAGGCGGACUGUACCACUCCAACGUUCUCUGGUUACAGAAGCUUCUCUUUGUUCCUGCCUGGGUGUCUUGUAUUGGACGGUAUAUUCUGGAGCCAGUCUUUUCAAGCUCCCAGCCGAGCAGCGAGACGCCCCUGGGGAUGGGUGCCACUCUGGACAUUCAGAGGCAGCAGAGGAUGGACAUGCUGGACCAACAGCUGCUGCUGGCCCAAUACAACGAGUCCAGGAGGAACGCCAGACAACAGCAACAGUCUGGGUUGUUACAGUGGACCAGAUUGUUCCCCUCCUUGAGACACAGAGGGCAGAACCGACCCCCAAUGCAGCCCCGCCCCCAGGCUCAUACACACCCAUCCACACAGUCGCCUCUAUUAGACAACUCUCCUGUCGCAGAGGAGCAGGUUGCACGGUUGGUGGAAAUGGGCUUUUCCAGGAUUGAUGCCCUGGAGGCCCUCAGAGCUUCAAACAACGACAUCAACAUGGCAACUAACUUCCUCUUGCAACACUGAGAGAGAGAGAAAGAGAGAGAGAGAGAGCUCGGUGAGAAAAACAGAGGUGAACGAGGACAGAGAGAGAAAACAGGAAGAGAAGCAACCAAAGCAGAGGAGCAGAAGACAGCGAAUGAUGGAGAAAUUGUACAGAUAAUCUGAAGUCUGUGUCGCUGCUCGCUGAAGCAGUCGCCAGGCUGACCUGAACCAAGCCCGAUAGCAGGCUGAUAAAUGAAGAGGUGUGAAGCACAAAGUGGAAGACAUUUGUGUCAUAGCUUUCUGAUGGCCUUCGUAGUGUGAAACAUGCGUCAUUGCUGGAGGCAGUUUAACUCUGAGGGGUUCCCUUUGAAAGCAUGUACAGAAACCAAACAGGAGUGUUCAGCACAGUGGAGGAAAUAUUAAGGUGGGUUAUUUCUUUAAAACAGAACUGACGCUGAAGCACAGCAAUCAGCUGAGAUCCCACGACCCUCUCCACAGGGAACUUAUAGCAGCGUGAAAUAGAGUUUUAUAUAACCCACUGUCAUGUACUGCCACUUUACUUCCAAAAUGGCUACUGUGUAACCAGCGUCUUAGACCCUGAUAACUGGUUAGAGGUGAUAGUGACAUUGAAAACAAAUAAAGAAAAGGGUGCGCAAUGUUUCUGAGAGCAAGAGGGUUUUCAUCUUGUUUUGGAUGGCAUAAAAGACGUUCAGGAUUUUAGGCUCUGCUCUUGGAUAGUUUUGUUUUUCACUGAGACAAUAGGACACAGGAAUGCAGUACCUGCUAGAAGCUCAUGUUCAACUCCACAGAGAGGUGCAGAGGUCAUGAUUACAACUUCAGAAUUUACAAUUAAAGAACAAUAUAACCUACUUUACCAUGAUUUUAUCACAGUUGUUAUUUCUUUGUGUUGGCAGUGUUUCGUGGAAGUAGCAGGGCGCAACCCUUUUCCUGCUUGAGCUGUUUUAACAAACCCAGAUCUACAGCUACUUUAAGAACCAAACUUCUUCCAUUUCUAAAACCACAAGCACGUUGUUGGUGACGGACAGCUAUCUCAGGGUCUAUGAGGCGACUUCUUCUGUUAAUGACAUAAUCACAUUUACAGACACGAGUGCCCGUACACACACAGACACACAUGCACAGUAGCCCUCGACUAUUUCUGUCGUCAUUUCGUGCAAUCACUCCUAAAGGUUUUAUUUAUUCUGUCUUAACUGAGUCUUUUCUCUGCCAGCACACGUCUGAUUCAAAGCAAGUCUUAAAAGACAGAUGAUAUUUAUUAUGCAAUAUCAUAACUAUAUCAUAAAGAGAAAUGUAUGGAGACUAUGCACCGCAUAGUCACUACUUUGUGUAUAUAAGAGUGCAAAACAUUUUGUGCAAGAGAAGCAACAUUGCAGCCACUAUGUAUUGAUGUCAAAGACAGAUGCUAGUUUUCUAUUUUGUGCGUAAUAAUAUUGAUAAUAUAUGACCACUGAGACGAGUCCGUCAUUUGUGUGUAUGUAUUUUUUAGAGUGAUAUAACAGUAUAUGGGUGUGAUGAGGGAGUUGUUGCAUGGACAACUUUCUGAUGAACUGUAAUGAAUCAUAUUUGAUCUGUGGAAUAAAUCAUCUUGCAGACUGAA